CUCGCUUGUAUUAAUCUUAAUUUAUAUACCAUAAUAUUCAGUAUUCGUUUUGGGCGAGACUGCAAUUUAUGGAUGAGCUAAUCAGAAGCGUUUCAGGGAUUUCAAGGUCAUGGCGCUAAUUUCAGUACCUGAUUCUUACGAACGAUCGGUUCACAGAAGAUUUUAAAGGAGACGUGAUAAAUGAGCGGCUACAAUAAAUGAGACUACUAAGAAUCCCAUGUCAAACUAAUGAAAUUUACAAUACGACAUCUAAUCAAGCAUUAACUUGUAAUUCAUUACUUACAAGUAAUGUAUUACAAUAUUAUAUGGAACAAUUAUUAACUCAUUAUGGUAAAGAUAGUGCAUACAAAAUUGGUAAUCCAAUCAAAUUUGGUACUGCUGAAUUUUUCGACAUAAAAAUUAGUGGUUUAUCUGCUGUACAAUUCUCAGAACCAGUUGAUAUUAUUGAUCUACCAUCAGGAAAUAUACGAAUGAUAUUUCCGUUAUUAUUUGACUAUCUUGUUAUAAAUGGUAAAAUGAAAAUGAUCAUGUUUGCUACUAAACCUCGGUCAGUUGAAAUUAAAAUUAAAUCAAUCAAAAUAUAUUUGGAUUUACUACUUAUACAACCAAUGGACAAUGAUUUAUUAUUACCAAUUCGUGUGAACAAAGUUACUGUUAUCCAUUGGAAUAAUCUUCGAUUUGAUAGUAAAGACGUAUCUUCUUUAACUGGAGGAAAUUUUCUGGUUGUACAUAUGAAGACGGCCCACGGGUGAACUCGAGGAAGCUGUAGGAGGCUCAGAAGGAGCCGUAGAUAUUCCACCCAAUCACCUUUUGGAAGAAUAUUCUAGAAUCCCUACGUGUAGCUUCCCGAUUGGAUAAUGCUAAUAACCCCCUGUAUGUGGAUUGGAGGACUGUAAUGAUGAUUUCGUUUUUACUAAAAACUAUUAGUACCUGACAAUUUUGUAUUGUAAUUGACACUGUCUGGGAAAAAUAUUCCUUUCAUUAGUCUUCUGUCUUCUCAUUGCGACUUGCAAGGGUUUUGGCGUUCUAGUGCUCACGUUAUACGCGGUAUAUGAAGAACAACCUUCUAGAUAUAACAGUACAUUUUCUGACUGAACUGCUUUUCCCAUUAUUAUAAAUUCACUCUCAUACACUAAUUUCUGUUCGUUAUUGUUCCCAUUUUUCUUAUACGCACCAUACAUUCUCUAUCUCUUCACAUUCUCAUUGUUACUGUGUGGCGCAUGUAUUUGAUGCUCCUUUAUACCAAUAUAUAUGUGUUCAAACAAAUAAAUGUAUAUUUGUAAAAUGAAUAAUUUGUAUUCAAGUAAUUUUACGUUUC
Messenger RNA from Schistosoma curassoni, 1318 nucleotides. NCBI's taxonomy places the organism in Eukaryota, Metazoa, Platyhelminthes, Trematoda, Strigeidida, Schistosomatidae. The record is from the annotation of a GenBank genome assembly.